This is a messenger RNA of Anguilla anguilla (European eel), 5734 nucleotides long. RefSeq names its product pyruvate dehydrogenase (acetyl-transferring) kinase isozyme 3, mitochondrial. Gene Ontology annotation, cellular component: mitochondrion. The transcript has 11 exons. Gene Ontology annotation, molecular function: pyruvate dehydrogenase (acetyl-transferring) kinase activity. Bases 277 to 1494 code for a protein of 405 amino acids. Gene Ontology annotation, biological process: regulation of glucose metabolic process; protein phosphorylation. The record is from RefSeq and is a predicted model, not a curated record. Lineage: Eukaryota; Metazoa; Chordata; Actinopteri; Anguilliformes; Anguillidae.
AGCGUACAGCGCUCCACAGCGGUAUCAGUUUCAGUGCGGUUGACUUGAGCUGGCUUAUGGCAAGCGUAAUAUUCUUAUUCCUCUCAACAAGCAAUACAAUAUAUAUUCUAAAUAUCUUCGAAUUAUUUACUAUGGUCGCCACGGGAGGAUGUUUCCUGGAACGGAGCCAUGAAUCUAUAUAGCCAAGUAAAAUUAUAGCUAGGCUACUUUACUCCGCAGGAUAAUUAAUCGCUUGCGACUUGUGUACGUGAGACUCGUUACUAUUUAAUUUCCAUUAUGCGGUUAUUUAGGUUUCUACUUACAAAUGCUACUCCGAAGAUAGAGUAUUAUUCUCGAUUUUCUCCAUCGCCGCUGUCUAUCAAGCAAUUUUUGGAUUUCGGUCAAGAAAAUGCAUGUGAAAAGACUUCCUACAUGUUCCUGCGAAAGGAACUUGCCGUGAGAUUGGCCAACACCAUGCGCGAGGUCAAUCUACUUCCUGAUAACCUGCUCAGCCAGCCAUCUGUCAAACUGGUACAGACAUGGUACAUGCAGAGCUUUGUGGAACUGCUGGAAUAUGAGAACAGACGUCCAGAGGAUCCCCGUACCCUGAAUGAUUUCCUGGAUAUUUUGAUCAAGAUUCGUAACCGGCACAAUGAUGUGGUUCCAACCAUAGCCCAGGGCCUGCUCGAGUACAAGGAGAAAUUUGGCUUUGACCCAUUCAUCAGCAGCAACAUCCAGUACUUUCUGGACCGGUUCUACACAAGCCGGAUUUCUUUUAGGAUGCUCAUCAACCAGCACACCCUCCUGUUUGGUAAUGACACAAACCCUGCACAUCCCAAACACAUUGGCAGCAUUGACCCCAACUGCAAUGUGGUAGAGGUGGUGACUGAUGCCUAUGAGACAGCAAAGAUGCUCUGUGAACAGUAUUACUUGAUUGCACCAGAGCUGAAGGUCCAGGAGUUCAAUGGGAAAGCACCUAAGAAGCCUAUCCAGGCAGUGUAUGUGCCUUCCCACCUGUUUCACAUGCUGUUUGAGCUCUUUAAGAACUCAAUGCGGGCCACUGUAGAGCUACAUGAGGGCAAGCCAGGGGAUGUUCCUCCAGUAACUGCAUUGGUGACCCUAGGGAAGGAAGAUCUCUCUAUAAAGAUCAGUGACAAGGGUGGAGGGGUCCCACUGAGGAAAAUAGACCGUCUGUUUAACUACAUGUACUCCACUGCACCCACUCCCAGCCUUGAGCCCUCCCACGCUGCUCCACUGGCCGGUUUUGGAUAUGGCCUGCCUAUUUCUAGACUCUAUGCCCGGUACUUCCAGGGAGACCUGAACCUGUAUUCUAUGGAGGGGGUGGGGACAGAUGCUGUCAUUUACUUGAAGGCUCUUUCCAGUGAGUCUUUUGAGCGCCUCCCUGUCUUCAACAAGUCUGCCUGGCGACACUACCAGACAGGUCCUGAGGCAGACGACUGGAGCAUCCCCAGCAGUGAACCACGAGAUGCUUCCAAGUACAAGGCCAACCGAUAACUUACCUUCCCCCCCAGCUUCACCCAUUUUCUAAUUUCCUGUAAACACUGCAGCUGGCAGUGACUCCUCUGUAACUAACAGGAGCCUGCAUGUUGGUUGCAUCAUUUGUGACAGUCUCCUGCCCUCACACAUCAACAAUUAGCAUCAUACAAUGUGACCUCCUGAGGGGAGGGGAGGGGAAGGGAGAUCCAGUCUGUGGUAUUAUUAUAGCCACUGAUAAAUGAUGAAAAAAUAUUAUUGUUUCCCAAGCGUAAAAAAUAGGACUUUUCCCUAGGUAUGUGUAUAAUUAGGUUGUUUACUUGUCGGGUUCACGCCACAUGGAAUGAAAACAUAGAGUUUUCUCUUGUGCAAUGUAAGGUCUGUACAGAUAUAGAAAAGACGUUUUGAACAAUGGUGGAUAUAUACAAAAAUAUAGAAGCAUAUAUUAAUAUAGCUAUAUGUUCAUUUACAAUUAUGAUGUGUGGUUGAAGGCCCGAUGACAUCAGUGUUAGUCAAACUGAUUUUUAAAUGAAAUGGUUUUGGGAAUCUCACAUGAGGGAAGGUUUUAGAAGUGACCGAAAUGAGGUCACAAUAAACCAUAUCAGUUGUGCUUAGCAGAGACUUUCCACACCAAUAGGUAUUUAUAUUCAAUCAAGAGAAUACGGGGAUUCAGAGCUCAGGAAUGCUUGGCAAUGGGGAUACAUGCUUUAGGAGUAGUGUCUUUUCACUUGUCCCAUUUGCCCAUACAGGUCCACUGCCCUACGUAGCUGGUAUACUCUUUUAAAAUAAAUGGAAUGCUUGAACAUAAAUAUUUUGAAUUGUACAAGAACAUAAAAUGUUUAGAUUUUUUGCACUCUGUGUUCGCAUUCCAGCCAGCCUCAAUAAUUUACAUCUUGUGGAAAUACUUUUGAAAUUUGACCACAAACUUGAUUGGAAUGUCAGGCCUAUCUAAUAUGGUUUCCCCCCCUUUUUUGUCCACUGUGGGAAAGUUUGUACCUGUCCAAUCAAGUCAUUUGAAUCAGGGGGAUUUGACAUCAUUAGAUGAUGGCUUUCCAAUCUGGCCUCCUCCUUUAAAGGAUGGCUAGAUUGUGAUCAUUGUGUGAGUUCUUAGUUAACUCCUUUGUGAUCCAUUCUUUCAGACAGGGUGACCAAACUUCUGGAAGACUGUACAGUAAAUUAAGUCGACAUUAAAUGCUAAGCAUGAAAUGUUUUGCUGAGCAGUGCUGAAUUGUGAUGAGGGAAUAUGAACGUGCAACUUGAAGCUUGCAAAGUUCAAUUCUGUGUUGAACAUUGAUGUUGUGCCCUUGAGCAAGCUGUCUUUUCACUUGUUACUUGUCCCAUUAGCCGAUAUAGGUCCACUGCCCUACAUAGCUGGUAUACUAUUUUCAAAUGAAUGGAAUGUUUGAACAUAUAUAUUUUGAAUUAUACAAGAACAUAAAAUGUUUAUAUUCUUUGCACUCUGUGUUCACAUUCCAAAAGGCCACAAACUUGAUUGGAAUGUCAGGCCUAUCUAAUAUGGUUUCCCCCCCUUUUUUGUCCACUGUGGGAAAGUUUGUACCUGUCCAAUCAAGUCAUUUGAAUCAGGGGGAUCUGACAACAUUAGAUGAUGGCUUUCCAAUCUGGCCUCCUCCUUUAAAAGAUGGCUAGCUUGUGCUCAUUGUGUGAGUUCUUAGUUAACUCUGUUGUGAUCCAUUCAUUCAGCCAGGGUGACCAGAUUUCUGGUAGACUGUACAGUAAAUGAAGUCGACAGGAAAUGCUGAGCAUGAAAUGCUUAGCUGAGCAGUGUGUAGUUGUGAUGAGGGAAUAUGAACAUGUGACCUGAAGCUUGCAAAUUAAAAUUCUGUGUUGGACAUUGUUGUUGUACCCUAGAGAAAGCUAUUUUUGUCAAUAGCUCCACUAAAUAUAUGUGUGAGUGCAUGAUGCAAAAAAAGAUGUUUGAGUUAUAAUUGGAGGAUAGAUGUGUGUAAUUGGGACAUUCACAUCCAAAAGGUUAAAACUGUUUACCUUGGCAAUCUAAGAAAUCACCUGAAAUAAAUAAUUCCUCCCCCCCCCAAAAAAUUAUAAGGAAUUCCAAAAUCAUUUUUUAAUUGAUUAGGAAUGAUGUAUUUGAUUGAUAAAUAAAAAUGUAUAUUUUUGAUAAAGGGCCUUGGAUCAUCAAUAUUAUUUAGUUUGAGUUUGGAAAAACUGCAGUUGGUUGCAUUUUUUUUUGCAACUCAAGCAUUAUUAUUUCUCUUAAUGAGACAGAUAGAUAUUUAAUAUAUUUUUAAUUUAUAUUUAUUAAAAUUAAUGUAUUCAUAAAAAUACAAUAUAACAUUCUGAAUGGUAAAGUGCAGUUGAUGUAGACAGAUAUCUUUUCAUCAUUAAGUCUUCCUUUAAGUCAUAUUUAUGUUUUUCUACUGUCAAUGAAGCUCAGUUUCACAUUCUCAUGUUUGGUGGUUGGGUGGAAGUUGUGAAUUUUCUCAGAUUAUUUCGCACAUUUUGGCUGAGCACAGCCCUCCUUUGAUUUUGGUAAUCAGGGACAAAAUUAUAUUUUAUACUAUCCAUUCCUCAUAUGAAUGUCUCCUGUCUGCACUUUAUGGUGAUGCAUAUGCAUUUUUUUGAGAUAUAACUACAUUCAGCACAUACAUAUUUUGUCAUGAUUGAAUAUGAAGGUGGUGGAGGAGCCCUUCUGUAAACUGAGGUCUGAGAGAAACCGCCAAUGUGCCUGUUCUCAAAGAUUGGGUUUAAGUAAGAUAUUUUAAAUGACUCUUUAGGUGACUCUUCAACACAUUUCUAAUCCAUGCACCCUCUGCACAAGUUCUGUACUCUAUUGGUUAAAAUAUGAUCAUUUUUCUAAUUUAUUGUAUUUUUCUUUUCCUUUCUUUUUUUCUAACCAAAAAUAGAAUAUGUGGUUCAUUUUUGAGUUAUGUGCACUCCGUGUGAUUUCUGGGGGUAAUUUGUGAAACCGCUAAGCUAAAGUUAUUUAGGUUGUACCCUUCUUCCUGGGAGGUGAAUGGGCAUGCUGGGAAUUCAAAGACAAAACUAUACCAUGCACCUUAGUUAGAAAACACCUAGCAACGUAAAAGCAGAUUGUGAACCAAAGUGAUUUAUCAUUAGAUGGCUGACUAGAAUUCAAGUGCCAUGUGCAGAAGACCUGUAAGAACAGGCAUUGAAAAAAUGUGCGACCAGUCGAUUGGGGCCUUGUGGUCUCAUCACCCACAUCUCAGACCUUGUGACCUAUGCUUUCUCCUGGUGUUUGUGCAAAUAUAUAUAAAGUGUGUUUUGGUAUCUUUUGGUAUCUUUAUUGAGCUGACUUCAUGCUGUAGAGGUUCAGCUGGCAUCUACUGUGGUUGCUGUGUAGCUCUUGAUUGGGUAAUUGCCCAUGUCUUUUUGCCCUGACAUUUUCACUGUAGCAUCGAUUCAUGAUUAUACUGCCAUGCUUCUCCUAUAGCAUCUUUUGUCCAACAAAAUGAACCCAUUUAUUUUUUCCUGUUUUCGUAUUAUGGUGAACAUAGACAGGCAAUCAAAUGCCAGGCAGAUCCAGUAGUCCUAGGUUGAAUCAAGGGUGCAAGGACAUAACGUUAAUGUCCUGCAACCACGUAAGUGUUGACACUGACUGAUGUCAGUAUCCACUUCAAAUUGACAUUUAAAAGAGUGUCAUAUAAUCUGGUUGAUCGCUUAUGCGGGAGAGUUAAGUAGUAAUUGUUUUCCUAUGCCAUAAUCUAUUGUAUGAUUUGUGCAUAUAGGCAUUGCACUGUACAGAUAUGUUCUAUAAUGCAUUCAGUGCUAUGCAUGCAGUCAUUGAACACAACAGACUUCAAAAAUUGGAACUUUAUUUUUACCUGUGUAGCCGUCUACCACAUUAGCCGCUGCAUGUUAUUACCCCUCCAAAAAAAUACUUUAAAUAUGUUUACCUAAGGGACUACUGUAUUCUAUACUAUAUACAGUCUAUAAAUGUCUUUAUUUUGUUUUGUGGUUGGAAAGGACACUAAAACCACUUUCUAUAACCGCUGGUCAAAAUGCUUCUUCCUCAACUUUCUCUUGGUAUUGGUUGCUCAGGGAAGAGUGAGGGGUGGUUUUUACCAGUUUAGGGUCACAUUCAUUUUGCUUUCAUACCACAUGCUGUUUGUCUGUAUCGCAGCACUAUCUAUUUAUGCAGCUUACUCGGCUAUAAAGGAACAAUAGUACUUUCCUGCUAAACAGACGUGAGAUGUGUACUCAUAAUUCCUGUACUCGUUUCCUGUGUAUCCAAGACAAUAAAGACAUCUUUCUGCACAAUUUA